Molecule: messenger RNA, 1191 nt
Organism: Caenorhabditis remanei
Lineage: Eukaryota; Metazoa; Nematoda; Chromadorea; Rhabditida; Rhabditidae
Exons: 8
Coding region: 1-1191 (396 amino acids)
Source: RefSeq, a predicted model, not a curated record
AUGAAGCAACGAAACUUUGAAUUGCUGUGUGCUGCCAUGCUGGGCUUUGGUCAGCUAUGCAUUAUGGUCGGCUAUGAUUCUGAAUCCUUCAUUCUGGAAUCAGUAAUUCAUUCGAUUCAUGAGAGGAAUCCGGAGAAAGUCAGUCAGUAUGCUGGUUAUUAUGGCCAAGCCGUGAUCUUCGCCGCCUACAUGACCACUUGCCUCUUCGCCCCAUCAAUUCUUCACAUCAGCACUUCCAAAAGUUUGCUGAUUUUCUCCGCAGUCUCCUACACACUGUUCCCCCUCGGAUUCCUAUUUUUCAAUAUUUACUUCUACUUUUUCUCAGCUGUUUUACUGGGUAUUGGCACAUCAUUUUACUACUUGGGAAUGGGAAACUAUUUGUCACAACACUCAACAAGAGAGACUAUCGAGUCGAAUGUCUCGAUCUCGUGGUCCGUUGGAUGUUGUUGUUUAAUGAUUGGUGCUGGUAUCCUCGCUGGUAUCACCUCCUUCACCGUGCCCACGAUUCCUACAGUAACCCAGAAUUCCACUUUGCAAGAAACAUUCCAUCAACAUGAACGGAGAUAUAGUGAUAAUGAGAUAAGAAUGUUAUCUGCCGCAUUUUCUGGAAUGUCAGCGCUGGCCAUUGUAACAUUCGCCUUGAUGCCAUCGAAAAGUGUGGAGAACUCACUGGAAAGCGCUGAGAAAAAACACGGAUUUGUGGAGUCUUUGAGUAAGUCACAAGAAACGCGUCAAGCACCGAAAGUGCAACUCACUUGCACUACAGUAAUCUCCCCAAAACUUGUGCAACUUCUACCCUUGACAAUUCUCGGAGGAUUCAAUGUAUCCUUCUGGUUGGCCAUUUUCCCAACAGCGAUGAAUUUCACAAAAAGCAAUUCAAGUUUGAUCUACAUCCCUGCAAUCUACAGUCUAGGGGCUGGUCUCGGCGAGGUUUUGAUGGGUCUCCUGAUCUCAGCUUUAUCAAAACGAAUCAAGGGAUUCGGGCUGAAACCAACUAUGGUAAUUGGUGCACUCAGUGUAUGUAUAUAUUGUGGUCUGGUCCAUAUUUCAACCCCAUUUGAAGCUCCAAUGCGACCAACCAGUCAGGAUUCGAUUUGGAUUCAACAGGGCCACGACCAGCUACACCCAGCCAACGACACAGACCAAUCAAUCGACGACAUAAAAGGUACAGAGGGACAGGCAGCAGAAUGA